AUGGCGUCGGCUGCGUCUGGAUUUGCACUGGUGACACCUGCAUCGCGUGGGAUUGGCUUCGCCCUUGCCCAGACAUUACUAUCUCAGACUAGUCUCCCUGUGGUGGCAACAGCGCGCAAGAACUGUGAUGAAGUCCGAGAAAGGCUCCUUUCUAGCAAGGGGCUACCUUCCAAUGCAGAAAAACGACUGCGCAUAUUGGAAGUCGAUGUCAAAGAUGAAUCCACAAUAUCAUCAAUGGCGGAUACCAUCCGCAGAGAAUAUCCAAACACACCACUGCGCCUCGCUCUAACGGUACCAGGCAUUCUCUACGUUGAGAAAUCGCCUUCUCAAAUCGAUGGCGCCAGCGCAUUGGACAGCUUCAAAGUGAACGCCCUCGGUCCGCUACUCCUUAUGAAGCAUCUCUCUCCAUUUCUUCCAAACAAGUCUGGGUCUGCGUUCCCGGUCACAGACGACCAACUGAAGCUGCCGUCGCAUGCCGUCUAUGCCAUGAUGGCUGCCCGCGUCGGGUCGAUCUCCGACAAUGCUUCGGGUGGCUGGUACUCCUACCGCGCGAGUAAAGCUUCUGUAUACCAGAUUGUCAAGACGUUUGACUUGUAUCUGCGUAGUCGAUGUGCUGAGAGGGCCAUUGCAGUGGCGCUGCAUCCUGGUACUGUGAAGACGGAUUUUACGAAGGAAUUCUGGAAAGGUAGAGAUAUGCUGGAACCAUUGGAUGCGGCGGAUCGGUUGUUGAAUGUUAUUGCGCGACUCCCAUCCGACUUUGAUGGUGGGAGGGGAAGGUGUUGGGAUUGGAAGGGGGAAGAGGUUUCCCCAUGA
Molecule: messenger RNA, 813 nt
Organism: Penicillium canariense
Lineage: Eukaryota; Fungi; Ascomycota; Eurotiomycetes; Eurotiales; Aspergillaceae
Exons: 2
Coding region: 1-813 (270 amino acids)
Source: RefSeq, a predicted model, not a curated record